Varanus komodoensis (Komodo dragon) is the source of this 10147-nucleotide messenger RNA. It is a transcript of the gene ZNF704, whose product is annotated as zinc finger protein 704. Gene Ontology annotation, cellular component: nucleus. Gene Ontology annotation, molecular function: RNA polymerase II cis-regulatory region sequence-specific DNA binding; DNA-binding transcription factor activity. Gene Ontology annotation, biological process: regulation of transcription by RNA polymerase II. The transcript has 9 exons. The record is from RefSeq and is a predicted model, not a curated record. Lineage: Eukaryota; Metazoa; Chordata; Lepidosauria; Squamata; Varanidae. The coding region runs from base 1 to 1581 and encodes 526 amino acids.
AUGCAAGCGCGGCGGCUGGCCAAGCGCUCCAGCCUGGGCAGCCGGCGCUUGAGCGCGGCGGCGGGGCCACCGUCGGCCGCUCAGCAUUUCCCGGAGUCGGGCGCCCGCGGCGCGCCGAAGCCCGAAAGCUCCUGGAGGCCGCCCCGCAGGGAGGGCUCGACGGCCGCCCUCGAGGAAGAAGACGAGGAGGAGGACGUGGUGGUCGACGUGGAGGAGGAGGACGACGGCGACGAGGUGGAGGCGGGCGGCGUCGGCAGCCCUCUGUCGGAGCUCGCCGGGCCGGCCAAGGGCCACGCGGCGGGCAGAGCAAACCACAAGGCAACCAGCAUAAAGCGUGAAAUGACCUUCACAGUAUUUCAGCAGGAGGAUCUAAAAAGUGAUCUGAAUCAAAAACUAUCAGACCAACAUUUUUUUCUGUUGGCCAUGAAAGAAGAGGAUUCAAAAACAGCAGACACCAAAAAACCUGGCAGAGUCUAUGAGCAUGAGAAAGAAAACACUCGUUCAAUCUGCCUUCUCGAACAGAAGCGCAAAGUUGUAUCUUCAAACAUUGAUGUGCCUCCUGCAAGGAAAACUUCAGAAGAAGUGGACAUGGAUAAAGUCACGGCAGCUAUGGUACUAACCAGUUUAUCUACCAGCCCUUUGGUCCACAGCCCUCCUGUCCGACCCAAUGAGUCCUUAAAUGGAUCUUGGAAAGAAGGAGGAUUUGUGCCUUCUAGUACCAGCAGCAGUGGGUAUUGGAGCUGGAGUGCUCCAAGUGACCAAUCAAACCCAUCCACACCAUCACCACCUCUCUCUGCUGACAGCUUCAAACCAUUUCGAUUGUCCUCUCAAAUGGAUGAUGGCAUUGAUGAGGCUGAAACUAGCAGCCUCCUUUUUGAUGAGCCCAUUCCUAGAAAAAGGAAGAAUUCCAUGAAGGUCAUGUUUAAAUGCCUUUGGAAAAACUGCGGAAAGGUACUAAGCACAGCUGUUGGUAUUCAAAAACACAUCCGGACCAUUCACCUUGGACGUGUAGGUGAAUCUGACUACAGUGAUGGAGAGGAAGAUUUUUACUACACAGAGAUACGUCUCAACACUGACUCAGUAGCUGAUGGAUUAAGUAGCUUGUCUCCCAUCUCCCCGUCUCUAGCAUCUCCUCCUUCUUUUCCAUCCCAAGAUGUGAGCAAAAGUGAAUUAUCAUGUGCCAAAACCGAUGCUAAAGGGAUGACACCUCUAAGCCGCUCAGCUCCUACCAACCUCUACCUCGUUCACUCUGACCAUGCUUACCAGGCCACUGCUCCUGUGAACAUUCCAGGGUCAACCAAGUUCACACCCAAUGGAAAUAGCUUUAGCAUCUCUUGGCAGUCUCCCCCAGUUACCUUCACUGGCAUUCCAGUUUCACCAACACACACACGCCCUGCAGGGAGUGGAGAACAAAAGCAACAGAUUCAGACAGUUUUGUCAUCACCACCAAGAGCAUCAAUUGGCCUAAGAAAACCUAGAGGAGAGGGAAAGAAAUGUCGCAAAGUAUACGGGAUGGAGAAUAGAGAUAUGUGGUGCACGGCUUGUCGUUGGAAGAAGGCUUGCCAGAGGUUUAUUGACUGAAGCACGGAAACCAUAUGGAGUCACAUUCACAGGAUUUUCAUGCUGCAGCUGUGCUGUGAACUUUCCCAUAUCCUUCAGUGCUGGCUUCCAUAGAAGACUUGCACUUUAAAAGGAAAGUAGCUGCAUCCAAGAAGGAGUUCUUAAAAGCCUAUGUGCAGCAAUAGAGGAGAAACUAACAACCACAAAGUCUUUUAAAAGUUUUGGUUCAGGAGCAGCUAUGUGUAUUUUCCUUAAAAAAAAAAAAAGGAAAAAAUCUUUUUUAAUAAUCUUGAACAAUUUGCCUGCCAAGACAUGUUCUUUUCACACUGCAUUAUUGUUUAUGUUGAGAACUUUGAAAUCAGAAAAAGCAAAAAUCAAGUGAUACUACUUUUCCUGAAAUGAUUUUUUAAAAAUGCAUACAUUAAAAGGGGUUUCUACACUUUACAAAUGCAUAAGCUACACUUUUCUCAAGAGCAGCUCUUUCAGAUACAGUCAAUAAUUCUAAUGUGAUCAGAGUUGAUGCAGCAUCUUGGGCUUGUCCAUUAGGGUUAUUAGAGUAUUGCAAUCCUGGAAGGACAAGCAGCAGCUUGAAGAGGAUCUUAAGGGUGGUUUCAAACUUAGACCUGAAGCCUAAGUAACCACUUUUGUAUCCAUCCUAAAGGUGAAUACAUUUGGGAGAAUCACCAGCAGACCUAAACUAAAAAGUACAACUACAAGCGGGAGAGUUGACUUUAAAUGAACUUGAAGUAAGUGUAAGAACUUAAUUCAAGGUUCAGGAUAUCCUUCUAGUAAUGGGCACAGGAAACUUCAUACAUCUCACAGUGCUAAAGGCCCUGCUAAGAAUGAAUAUGGGCAGCCAGCUAAACUGUGUAAGCAUUUAUUCAGGGAUGUGAUCCAACCCAGCAGCUUCCUUUCCUGCUUUUUUAUGAGAAUGCCUGAUAAACAGUUCAGUUUAAAAUGCAAAGGUAUUGUUUGGGGCAGGGAGGAGACUACAUGGAGAAAAUGUAGCUCAUUCAGCUUUCCAACAAGUAAAAUUGGUGUGAAGCAAAGCAGAUGUAUGUAUGUAUGUAUGUAUGUAAAAAGUCCAUUAAAUAUCAAGCUAUUUCAUGGACAGAAAUAAAAGCCUUCAGACUGGCUUGCACUUUGAUAGGGUUUUGUGCUUUAGUGUAAUUUAGUACUUUUGGAGCUCAUAAGAAGGCACAGAUUAUUUUAGCAUGAUAUAAAUUGAGCUCAUGUUUGAAAAUCAGUAGAAAUUUGGAGACAGGUAUACUGGAAUGAUUGUCUUUGCAGACCCAACUAAAAAUAAAUGGGAUUAGUGCAAGAAUACUACCAUAUAGUAAUGUCAGUGGGGCGUGUGUGGAAAAAACAUCCUGCAGAUGCUUGCCCUGUGUUACCAACUUCAGAGUGCUCUCUCAUGUUCAAAAACAAUAGCAAGAAGUCUAUGUGGAUGCUUAGUCUGGCUGUUGUUUGGUGACAUGUCACAGACAAAAUUUAUUAUUCGACUUAGAAGGACCAAUGAUGGGAGUCUAACACAAACUCUCUUAUUAUACUGUGUACCUUUGACUAAGAGGAGGAAAAAAGCACAAGAUCUGGUUGGAACAUAAUCUAGAGCUAGGUCUGAUUUUUAUGUGAAUUUCAGUCCAAAACUUAAAUCAGCUUUAACAGUAGGACACUUGUUUUGUAGUGUUUCUCUUUGAAGAAGCCUAGGUUUGCCUUCCAAAAUAUGUCUAUCUGGUGGAAAAACCCUGCCUUGGAUUGGCAAGGUUUUCUUGGAUUGUGACAGAUAUUCAUCCAAUUUUCUCUUAACACUUCCAAAGAAGGCAGUUCUUUGGCUAUAUCGUGCACAGUUGCUAGCGGUCUUAGGCGUGCUCCUUGUUCCCUAGUUCCUAUCUUGAGAUCUGUCAGAAAAAUAACAGAAGGCAUGAGCUGAAUACAAAUGAAAUAUUUUAUUUUUCUUCUGACUUUGUCUCUGUUCAUAUCUAGCCUACCCAUCAGAGUUAAGAAAAAGUACAAGUCAGGGAAAAGUGAGGCUUUAUUUUUAGCUAAUUACUCACUGCAUGACCAGGCAGCUAACUGCUAAUUCCCGAACUAUAUACAUAAUGCAACAGGCUCACCCUAUGUUCAAACUUGGAUGUGUUUAGUUGCAGUCUUACUUUUGUGUUGUAGUACACCUCUGGAUGUUCACAAUACUCCAUUUGAAAUUCAUCCAGUAGUGAUCACCAAUUUUAUAACCUCUGGUAUGAUUUGCUGCUUGGAAACAAGUACAACAAACAUGGACCCUACCUUAAUGUUCAGUGUACAUCCAGGAUGAAAGAUGUAUGCUUUACCUCGGUUAUGUAUAGGAAAAGUUGUAGUGUAUGUACUUUGCAUGCUAGAGAAUGGGGGUGCAAUUCCUGGUAUUUCUAUUUGCAAGGUUAAAGGUGGCAGGACUUUGAAUGGUAUCUGCAUGAGGUCUUAGAGAGCUGCUGCCAUUCUGGAAUAGAGUAAUACUGGGCGAAAUUGACCAAACGUCUGACUCAGUAUAAUGUAAAGUUCACAGAAAAAAGUGAAGUGCCAGGAAAAAUACAAGUACUUUGUAAACUGAAAUAAAAUUUCACACAUAGGAAACCAUUUUUUAUCUGACUAAGUGCUGCAGUUUGGGGUAUCUAGAUUUGACUGUCUACUACUUCUGGACAUGGAUCUGGUUCUAGUUUUGUUGUACUCGUGUCUAUUUUCAGAGGCCAAUAUUGCCACACAAGUUGCAAAUUGGUAUUUCAUUGUAUCCAAAUACAUUAGUAGUUCGACUGGAGAUAGCAGACAACAGUGGGAACGAGAAUAACGAAUCUAUUCUGUGUGCUUCAGGAGUUGAUUUUGAGAAAUACAUAAUGUUCUAGAAAUCUGCUACUGUUUUAUAUAUUUGGUUGCAUGUGUUUAAUAUGACUGCACAUUUAUUAUGGAGACUAUGGCAUUUCCUAGGCAUAUGUUGCUAGGCAUAUUCCUUCAUGCUGGUACUCUCAAAGUUGGGGUCAAAAGGGUUGAUUAACUGGAUUUCAGAUUCACAGGUGUUGAAGACUAGUGUUUAACAUCUGAACAUUUAGAAUUUUUAUAACACAGCUUUCAGCUCAGCACUGCACUGCACUCAUAAGGGCUAGAAACUUAUUUUAAAAAAACUGAAAUAUGGUCAGAGGAAUGCCUACCUACCUGCCAAAUAUUGCCCAACCCUCUGAUUUGUGGGGUAAUGUUCGUCAUCAAGUACUUUCGGCCAUCUCCUGUUUUCCUGCUGUGCAGAGCUUUAUGCUCUCAGUUCUUCAUAUUUUCUACAAUGAAGGCAUACCACAUGGCAACACUGAGAGUGUUUUUAGGGCAUUGUUUGAACUACUGUUUGCCAUAAUUAGGUUAAGCCCAAGCUGUCCUAAGAUAGGUUUUGAUUGUUACUCAUUGACUGAAAUGACUUUAAGGUGGCUCUACUGGAUCUGAUACGAAAAGAAGAAAGUAAUUUAACAAUGCAACUGCUGGAGUUUGUCUUGUUGUACAUAGUAAAUGCUUGUUCUAAAACUGCUUACAACAUAACAGAUUUUUUAAAAAUGUUGCAAAAUUUCAAUAGACUUUUGAAACAUAGGAAAACCACAGAAAGUAGGUCAUCAGCCAGAACAGCAACUAAGCCAGCUUGUCAGGUGAGACAUAUAUUUAGUUAAACCACUGAUGGCUGCAGUGAAGAAUUCAUAAGUUACUCCUUUUUCAAAAUGCAGGGUGAGUUUUACAGUAUCUGUUUUAAAUUAACAAUCACUGAAUAUUCUCUAUAAAACAUUCUUAGCAUAAAUUGGUUUAUGGGGAAGGCCAAAACUUUUCCCAAAUUAUGCCUCAGUGUUUACCAUUUUUAUUACACAGACUGAUGGAUAUUCAGAGCCUUCCUUAUGUUAUGUUCCAGUGUUGUUUUCUCCUCUUACCUGUCACCUUUGUUCUUUUGUUUUGUGAUCCCAGCCAAUCAUGUUGUUAAUGUGAUGUCAUGUUAGGCUAAAUGGCAGUCUCAAAGCAAGGAUAGGAAGUAUUGUCUCCAAACAGUGGGGGCACAUUUCCCAAGUGGUGAGAAUGUGAAUGAGAUGAGUCUCUUUCCAUGUUUGGCUCAGCAGUAGUUGGAGUGUCUCCCCAGUCAUGCUACAGAGAUUACUAACAUACCAUAGUACUGUGGCUAUUGUGUAGAAACAUUUUAACUGUUCUCUUAUAUUCUGAUGUGCAAAAAUAAUCUUGAAUCUGUUUUACCCUAGCAGUAAUUAUUUUAUUUGAAUGUCUGAUUGUGAGUCAGCUAUGAAAAGAUUGUUGGACUGCUUCUUGUAUGAAAAACUCUUGACAUGGGACUGUUACCAAACAAGACAAUCAUGUGAAAAUUGCUUCCAGUAAAAUCAAAUCAGCAUCUCCUUUGUUGUUGGAAACCUGACACAAAUAUGUUCAGGGGGUUGGCCCAGUGGGUUUUUUUUCUUUGUUCCCCUGCCCCCACAAACAGGUGCCCUUCCUAUGUCAUAUCACAGAAAUUUGUAACUCCUUUUCAAAAGAAGCUUGGUGUAAAGCAUGUGAAUGUCAAAUUGAACGUAAUGAGUUGAAAGCUAUUUUGGGCUCAUAGAAGUAGUUUUAGGGCACAAUCCUAUGCACGUUAUGGCAACAAAUCUCUCAACAUUUCUCAGCAUAGGGAAGAUAUAGGACUCUUUUUUUGUCUAUACAUGCAAAACACUGAGCCGAGGCUCUGUAGUCCUUUCAGAUCCUUGACAAUGAUUUCAGAAUAUGUUGAACGGCAGUUCACCUCUAUUUCUGCUCACACUGGUCAAGUCUGAUAACUUCAUUCUGUAACAUCAUUGAAGAACUUCAUUCUUCAUUCAUUCUUUAAUUGUGUAUGUGCCAUAAAAAAGGAUAAGAAAAAUGUGAAAUAUUCUAUUAGUCACAUUUUGUAUAGGAUUUUUUUUGUCAUCAAAUUUUGUCAUCACUGAGGAUAUGGGGUUUGUUUUGUUUUUUGUUUUUUUGUUUUUUGCAAGCAGCCUUUCAAGAGUUCAUUCCCCACCAACCCUAUGCCAUAAUAUUUACCCCAAAUUGGCUUUUUCAAAGAUGGCGUAAGAAGAAGUUUUUAGGUUCAGACUAGUCCAGCAUUCUGUUUCCAGAGGUGGCAAGCCAGGUGCCUCUGGGAAGCUCACAAAACAUCCUUGGCUGUAAGUGUGCCGUAAGUGUUUGUCUCUAGUCAAUCUAUGCAGUAUAGCCAAUGGAGGUUUGGACGGCGUACUGGUCAGCUCAUUGUGGGUUAUUUAACCCACAAUACUCAUAGGGGAUGCUGUGUCAUGUAAACCCAGUGAGCAAGGAUUAAGCAAGAGUUAAAGAGACCAUGUGUUGUUUAAUUCUAGCAUAACCCAAACUCAUCAGGGUCACAUGACAUGUCCUGAGCAGGGGUGGGGGUUGCAUAAUUGGGUUUUUUCCUAGUUAAAAUUAAUUCUAUAAUACUAGAACAGUUUGUUGUCCCAGAAUUGUUUCAACUGGUUGCAAGCAUUUUGCUUAAUGUUGUGUAUAUUCGGAACUGAAUUGCAGUAUGACAGAAUUUAAGAAGCAGUUGAUUCAUCUUUGUGUAGAAAUGCUAAGAAUAAUCUGUUAGUAUCAUUGCUCAACUCAUCUUACUAACGAAGUACUUGAAAUAGAAUUGCUGCAUGAUAAAUCAUUUUUAAAGUUGUAUAUUAUUUAUUGUUCAUAUAUCUUGCAAAGACGAAGGCCUUUGGAGCCAGUCAAGAUGGUCAUUUUCUGGUACCUUCUGAAUCCCUGAACCCAUUCUUGGGCUUCUUUUUGAAUCCUACUGUGGAUAGCAAAUUCAGGGAGAAACCAUCUACAGGAGAACCCAGCACUGUGACAGGAGAAACUGAAUGACAGCCCGAGAAUUACUCCACUGUAGUCUAUACUCAUAUGAAUAUCUGACCAGAGUGUUUGUCUUUCAAAGUGCAAAUUUUAUUAUUGGUGCUUCCACUGUGUUUUCUUCACUAGCAAGAUGUCAUUAAGUAAAAAUUAUACUCAUUCGCACAGUUAUUUAGAUUUUUUAAACAUUAAAAAGAGCACAAUUGGAAUUUAAGCCUUUUUGUGGCUAUGUGUUGAAACCACAGCUUUUUGUUUAAGGUUUUGUAUCCAAGUAAAUGCCUCCAAUCCUGUAUAUGAGAGUAAUACUGAUUUUGGACAGUCCUGGUCUUCCGAAUGCCUAACUUUCAAGGGCAGUAUGUAUACUAAAGGAUUCGCUUUAAUUGUCAUAACUCUCAUGCUGGUGCUGACCUUGCUAGUAUUUUCACCUUUGUGGAAAAAUGAAUACUGUCUGUCUGGGGAUAGGAAGUAAGGUGUGUUUCUUAGUUUAAUCCAUUUUUCAAAGUGUGUGCUAGGGAACGCAGCUGCCUCCGUGCAAAUAUCAGUAAAGGCAGAGACCUAACUCACCCUUGCUGAUCUUCCUGUGAAAUAUGCACAGUGGCAUCUGUGCAAAACUAGUGUUCUGGAAUCCUUCUCAAGACAGGUCAAAGAGCAAGAGUGAUUAGCAGACAAGUUUAAUAUGGCAUGGGUUCCCCGAGAAAUGAUUGUUUAAACAUUACUGUUCUAAAUAGUCUUCUGAGAUUGACUCAGCAAGAUAAGAAAUUACAUAAAGCCAAACAGAAUUUUAUUUUAAUUCAUUUUAAGUCCCUUAAACUAUGAAGGUACUAGAAAGUGGCAGGUUAUAUUUCUAGUCUUGUAUCAAUCUAUUUACAUUGCACGACAAUCUGGAUUUUUUUUAAUGUCUUGCUGUUGGAAUGUUAUUUUUCUCUCAAAACUUAAAUGUAAAAGAACUAAUUAAGGAUAUGCCAGAAGAUAGCAAACAGAAUUAACUUUUUAAUAAAAUGUCUUAAAGGUAAGACUAGUUGAUUAAAUAUCUGUGACUCAUAGUGGUUUUAGUGUUUUAAGAUAUGCAGUAGUUAUAGUCAAGAUGAAAGACAACAGCCUUAACAAAUGGUGCAAUAUUGCUUUUUACUCAACAAAGGGCUAAUUUGUUGGAGAUUGAGAAUAUAAGCCACUGUGAAGAACAGUUUUACAGCAUCUUACCAGCAGGUCUGUACAUGCACAACUAGAACAAGAUUGCAAAUUAAAGAUACGAUUUCUCAAAAAUACGUUGAGACGUUCUUGAAAAUGUCUGCUUUUUACUCAUAUUUGAAUAGGGAUGAAAUCUGAAAAUUAUUUUGGGUAAAAAUAAGUAUUUCCUUCCCUAGAAAUGGGUUAGCUAGGAACCUCCACUCUUGUACCAUUUGUAAUAUCUGUUCUCUGUCCACAUACAGCAUUUAGACAAUAUAAAAGUAGCUUUACAAUGAAUCUAGUCUCAAAAUGACCCACAAUGCUAGAAAAUGAUUAUCUGUGUUUGAUCAUCAGAACAAUUGCUGUCCAAGCAGCCCAUAGAAUGUAUUUUUGUUUUCUUGGAUUUUUUCAAAAGAAAAAAAAUAAUUGCUCUCCAAAAACCUUAAGGAUAACCAAAGAUCAAACAUUCAAGUGAUCUUCUCUAUUUUACCCAUCUUAUUCUCUUGGUAUUCAACUGAAGGAAGGUCAAUAUACAGACAAAGGAAAAAGCAAUAGUUAGACUCAACUGCUUCUGAAUGUUUUGAGCCAAGAUGAAGUUUUCCAUCAGAAGGCUGAGGGAUUCAGUGGACAUACCUUUCAUGUUACCAAACAUUUCAAAUGGCAUUAUGGCUUCUUACCAAGCCACACUGCUAAAGCACCCAAUAUGAAUGAGAUGAAAGUGAUGGAUGGCCUAUAAAUAGCCUAAAUAAAUAAAUAUGUGUAACCUAUCAAACUCACAUUCCAUUCUGCAGCUAUGUGGCUUUUCUGUGUUUCUAAAAUGUUUUCAGAUUCAAUAUCCAUACUAUCUAUGCUUUCAACAUUUGGAAAUGUGCUUUGUGACAUAUUGUACUUUGCAAUGAACAUAUUUCUAGCAGUGAUGGAAUACAGAGGCCAACAUGGCUAUAUUCCUGCAGUAGAUUAAAAAUCUGCAGAUGAUGAAACGAAGUGUUACUGUGAUAUUAUCCCCAUUUGCGUCUUGGGCAGGUGUCCUGCACAAAACUACUGCUGAAAUUAGUGGAUGAUGUAUUACAGCAUCAGCAAAAGUCAGUUUGUUUCUCUCCUCCCUACCAUAAGAACAUGAGAUAGAGCCCUGCUGGUCAGACCAAAGACCAGGGCAGCCAACGUAUCUUCAGAGUGGCCAACCAGAUAACCGUGGGAAACCCAUAAAUAAGAUAUGACUGCAACAGCACCUGCCUGUCAUGUUCCACAGCAAUGGGUAUUCAGAGGCAUACUGCCUCUGUCUGCAUAUCUUCUAUCAUGUCAAAAUAUUAAGCUUUUAAUCUUCUAUGAAAUCAUCCCUGCAAUUUUUCUAUUAUUAUUAUUAAUAAUAAUGUUGAUAUUUUAAUGCUCUGAUGUGAUAUAAAAUGAGAAGUUGGACUGCAUGCAUUGAAUUCUAUAUUUUUUCCAUUCAGAAUAUUUUAUGUGAGGUGCUAACAGGUUUCAAGUAUCUAGUGAAGCUUAUGGUUAAUUGUACAGGUAUAGCAAAUUAAUAAAUAUCUGUAUUUAUGAUCAACACUGUCAA